Molecule: messenger RNA, 1551 nt
Organism: Aureobasidium melanogenum CBS 110374
Lineage: Eukaryota; Fungi; Ascomycota; Dothideomycetes; Dothideales; Saccotheciaceae
Product: FAD/NAD(P)-binding domain-containing protein
Exons: 4
Coding region: 1-1551 (516 amino acids)
Molecular function (GO): N,N-dimethylaniline monooxygenase activity; NADP binding; flavin adenine dinucleotide binding
Source: RefSeq, a predicted model, not a curated record
AUGGAUGUCAAAACAGUCGCUGUCAUUGGUGCUGGCGUUAGUGGUGUUUCCUCUGCCAUACAUCUCCGAAACGCUGGAUUGGACGUAACAGUAUUCGAAAGAGGAGAUGUUUCUGGAGGUGUUUGGGUAUACGACCCUCGCACGGCCUUAGAACCAUCUUAUCCAGCGACCUUACCUUCGGUGGGAGAUUCACCUAUCUUUGAUUCUCUUCUCGAGUCCAAAGGUCGUAAAAUUCGCAGAGAUAGUCCUGUAGACCAUGACUAUCCCGCUUUGAAACCUCCUCCAAAUACCAAGGAGUUGGAGAUCUUGCAUGCGCCGCCCGGGCCAUGUUACCAAGGCCUUCACAACAACGUCUCUACUCCAGAGAUGGAAUUGCGUACCCACGAUUGGAAGCCAGAGACUCCUGAUUUUGUGCCUCAUGAUGUGUUGGCGACGUAUAUCCAAGACACAGCUGCUGCCAACAACAUCCUUCCGUUGAUCUCUUUUCGCACUCGCGUGACUAGGGUUGAGAAGAAAGGAGGGAAGUGGGAAGUCAGCACUGCAAAGUUGGUUGACGAAGAUGGUGAAAAGGAAGUUCGAGAAUCAGUACAGCUUUUCGAUGCGGUCAUAGUGGCAAGUGGACAUUACCACGCCCCCAACAUCCCCUCAUAUCCCAAUCUCAGCGCUUGGAAAACCGCUUUCCCAACACGCAUCUCGCAUUCAAAAUCCUAUCGCUCGCCUGCACUUUUCACAGGGAAGAAUGUCUUGGUGAUUGGUGCUGGAGUCUCGAGUACGGAUAUCUGCCGCGAGUUAGGUGGUGUUGCGAAUAAAGUCUGGCAAUCUAGUCGAGGUGGGGAGUAUGAUCUUCUGCCUUCGAUGUUACCGGGUAACUGUACUCGGAUUGGGGCUAUUGCUGGAUUCUCCCCGCUUAUCUCUAUUUCCGAACUUAGAGAUGAGGAUACACUCACAGGCAGCAUCGUCUUGGCCUCCAACGACACGAUCACCAACAUCCACCACAUCAUCCUCGCAACAGGCUACCACAUGUCCUAUCCAUUUCUAUCUCAUCUCCACGGCGAUGAUUUACUUCCCAACCAAGCUUCAGAAACCACACUCGUUACUACAGGACAAGUAACCCAUAACCUCCACAAAGACAUUUUCUACAUCCCAGACCCUACACUCGCAUUUAUAGGCGUCCCCUACCACGUCGCAACUUUUUCACUUUUCGAGUUUCAAGCAAUGGCUGUAGCUGCAAUAUUUGCUGGAUCUGCAAACCUACCGAGCGAGAAAGAGAUGAGGAAAGAGUAUGGAGAGAGGGUAAAGAGGAAGGGUGUAGGAAGGAAAUUGCAUUCUUUGAAAGAUGAUGAAGGUGAGAUUGUGUACGCGAGGGAGAUGAUGGCGAUUGUGAAUCAGGGGAGAAAAGAAGAGGAUAAAGUGGAAGGGCAUACGAAAGAGUGGUUUGAGGCUUAUCGGAGGAGGUUGGUGAGGAUGCAGGAGAGAAGAGGGUGGACAUCGACAAGGAAAGAGGGUGUUAUUUCUAUAGAUGGCACCAAACGGAACACAGGAGAUAGAUGA